AUAUUUAUUGCAGCAAUGUCGAAGGAAAGGGCUACAUGGAACUCUAGAUAUGAGAAAGGGCUUGUUGACAUUAUGAGAGAUCAUGUGAAUAUCCCGUUGUUCAGGGGUCAGAAUGGAUGGACCGUAGAGGGUUGGAGAAGUAUCUCUGAGAAGUUUACCCAAAUGUAUCCUUUAGCACGCUUCACAAAGCAGCAACUGCAAGAGAAGGAGAAGGAGCUAAAGGGCAGCUGGAAGGCAAUACAUGUAGCAAGAAAGGAAAGUGGUGUUGGCUGGAAUGACACAUUGGCCAUGGUCAUUGCGGAACCAGAAAAAUGGAAGAAACUUAUCAGUGAUAAUGCAAAGAUGACUAAGUUUCAGAAGAAGCCGUUUCCUUUAUAUGAUGAGUGUACAUCAUUGUAUGCGGGAAGUGUUGCUACUGGAGAUCUAAACUUCACAUCAACUGAGCACUUGCUGCCUGCUCCCGCUGCUCCCCUUGUUCCUACUGUUGGCCCAGCUGCUCCCGCUGCUCCAGUUGCUCCACCUGCUCCAGCUGCUCCACCUGCUCUCGCUGCUCCAGCUGCUCCAGCUGAGAGCACAGGUCUAUCUACUCCUUUUGAUGGGCUAGAUGUCUCAAGUGCACACAAUGAAGCUCAGUCUACAGGAGAAUCUAAUCAAGGAGUGAGUGGUGGGAGAAAGCGUAAGCAAAGUCUUGGUGCUGCUAUUGAUGGUUUUGUGCAGUUUAAGAUGACACAAACAAGUAAAACCAUGAAAGCUCUCGAAGAAAAGAAGAAACAAGACGAACAAUUUUCAGUUGACAAAUGUCUCGAUGAAGUUGAUACCAUGCAACUUACUGAUGUGGAAAAGGCAUAUGCUAUGAACAUCUUCAAAUCUGAGAUUGAUAAG
Messenger RNA from Sorghum bicolor (sorghum), 882 nucleotides. RefSeq names its product vacuolar protein sorting-associated protein 37B. The annotation marks the transcript as partial. NCBI's taxonomy places the organism in Eukaryota, Viridiplantae, Streptophyta, Magnoliopsida, Poales, Poaceae. The transcript has 3 exons. The record is from RefSeq and is a predicted model, not a curated record.